Messenger RNA from Diuraphis noxia (Russian wheat aphid), 3241 nucleotides. It is a transcript of the gene tutl, whose product is annotated as immunoglobulin superfamily member turtle. Gene Ontology annotation, cellular component: axon; plasma membrane. Gene Ontology annotation, molecular function: cell-cell adhesion mediator activity. Lineage: Eukaryota; Metazoa; Arthropoda; Insecta; Hemiptera; Aphididae. The record is from RefSeq and is a predicted model, not a curated record. Gene Ontology annotation, biological process: homophilic cell-cell adhesion; dendrite self-avoidance; axon guidance.
CUUUUGUAACGUACACACGCCGCGUACGACGCACACCGCCGAAGUGAAACGCCUUUUUAGCCGCGCGAGUUUUCGCACACGCCGUGUCCCUGCGAUCACAGCUCAGUCGAUACAAUCAAGCGAAUGCGGCAGGUUUCUUCUUGGAUCUUAAUUUUAUUUCCUCCCGAUGUAUAUUUCAAACACUUUAUUGUCAUAUUAUUAUAAAUAACGAUAUACCGAUUACGUAUUACCGUACUGAUAUUGACAACGAUCAUCACGAAUAAACGCGAAUCGAAAAUAUUAUAACGCAUUCGCUGACGAAUCGAAAACAACGCCACAUCGGCCGCUUGCACGCGGCUCCAAAAAUCGUCGCCGCCCAUGUUGUACCAGAGCGGUCGCCGCGACCAGGCGACGGCCCGCGACGUUUCGCCGGCGACGACGACAACGACGACGCCGCCGCCACCGCCGCACCCGGUCGUGCACAUAUGUUACAACCGCGACCGACCCGGAACCGACUUCCGCUCGUCGUCCCAUCGUCAUCACAUGACUAUGGCGUCGUCAGAGGUCUAACAAGGAGUAUGGGAAGAGAGGCAUGGGCCUACGGCUGGACCAGAGACUAUUUAGCAAAGUCACGGUAGUCUUCGCAGCUCUCGUUCUCUCGCUGUUCAACAGGGUCCUAGUCUCAACUACCGGGUCGACGUUCAACGAUGCUGUACACAUCACGGCCAUCGUGGGCGAAUCAGUCGUGUUCAACUGCCAAGUGGAGUUCCCAGCCGAACACCCUGUGCCUUACGUUUUACAGUGGGAGAAAAAAGGUCUUGACAUACCUAUAUUCAUUUGGUAUGACAACUAUCCCACUCACAGCGGUUCGGGAUAUGAAGGCCGAGUGGCUAGAGUCUCUCAGGACUCUCCAUACGGUCUCGCUUCGCUCAACUUGACCAAUAUACAAGAGUCGGACCAAGGUUGGUACGCCUGCAAAGUUGUGUUUCUCAACCGGUCACCAACCAAUAAAAACGGCACGUGGUUUCAUCUAGACGUCCACGCUCCUCCGAAAUUUGUCACCAUCCCCGGUGAAGUACAAUACAUAAAUGUCGGAGAUUCUAUUAUUCUAAACUGUCAGGCUGUGGGGACACCUACGCCCGAAAUCGUGUGGUUCAAAGACGCCACAGACGUGCAGCCGACGACCACUGUGGGCAUAUUCAAUGAUGGCACUGAACUGAGGAUAUCUAACAUCCGAACUGAGGACAUCGGGGAUUACACAUGCAUCGCCAGAAAUGGCGAAGGACAAAUAAGCCAUACGGCUAGGGUUUUAAUAGCAGGGGGAGCUGUAAUCAUGUCGCCUCCGACUAACCAGACAAAACUGGAAGGCGAGAAAGUCGAAUUCACAUGUGGUGCCAAGGCCAUGCCAGGUAAUGUCACUGUCCGAUGGUCUCGUGACGGAGCUUUUGUGAAGUCGAUUUCAUCGCUGGAAACCAGAGUAACCAUCAAAAAAGAUGGUUCUAUGGUUAUAAACCCCGUCAGCGCUGAUGACUCGGGCCAAUAUCUCUGUGAAGUCAGCAACGGCAUUGGUGAUCCACAAUCCGCGUCUGCCUAUUUGAACGUUGAAUAUCCAGCCAAAGUUACAUUCACGCCGACCGUACAGUAUUUACCGUUCAGAUUAGCUGGUGUUGUUCAAUGUUACAUUAAAGCCAACCCCCCUUUACAAUACGUCACAUGGACUAAAGACAAACGUUUGCUUGAGCCUUAUCAACAAAAAGACAUCGUUAUUAUGAACAACGGUUCUCUGUUAUUUACCAGGGUCAAUCAAAACCACCAGGGCAGAUACACUUGUACACCCUACAAUGCACAGGGUACUCAAGGAUCAUCCGGGCAAAUGGAAGUGUUGGUGAGAAAACCUCCAACAUUUACAGUUGAACCAGAGAACAUGUACCAGCGCAAAAUCAGCGAAUCGGUAGAGAUGCAUUGCGACGCACAAGAAGCUGAAGGCACGCAAAAGCCCAAGAUUCAAUGGCAAAGAAGAGAUGGGGCUCCGUUGCCUAAAGGUCGUCAUAGCAUACACGGUGGCAAUAUCACAAUAGAAAACCUCAGAAAAACCGAUUUCGGAUAUUAUCACUGUGUUGCGAGUAACGAAGUGGCCACAAUAGUUACAACCACUCAUUUGGUCGUCGAAGGCACUCAACCGCAUGCCCCUUAUAACGUCUCAGCAAACGCUUCCGAGACGACCGUUACACUGCAGUGGCUACCAGGUUAUAGCGGCGGUCCCGAUUACAAACAGGACUAUACGAUUUGGUACAAAGAACCAGGGAUGGCCGACUGGUCUACAAUACCUGUUACUCCAUCGGGGAGCACCCAAGUCACUAUAAACAGACUAACUCCGGACACGACAUAUGAGUUUCAAGUGGUAGGAAAGAACGCGUUGGGCGAUGGAAUGCUUAGCAAAGUUAUUUCGAUCAAGACACUGGCAGCCGUACCAUUAACCGUGGCCAAAAAAACAAGUCCCGCGCCACCGGUCACCGAGUUAACUCCUCCCCCAAGCGACGACGUUGUCGACUAUAGCGACCUCAUUUUACCCACUGAAUCUUCUGGUGCUACAUUAUACCCACCGGUAUUCAGACCAAAAGGACCAAAACCUGGACCACCGAGAAAUGUAUCUAUCGCCGAAGUCUACAAUGGCUUCGUCAUAUCUUGGCAAGCUCCAUUAGAAAGAGCUCAUCUAGUCCGCUACUACGUCAUCAACUAUAAAACAGAUGGGAUUUGGAGAACUUUGAAUAAAGCUCAAAUUAGAGCAGAGGAUACUCGUUAUCUGGUAAAAAGUCUAGUGGGAGGUCGUACCUAUUAUUUCCGAGUGGUCGCGUACUCUUUAAAAAGUUUCGAAAACAGCGAAGAAAUCAAAUUCCCCGUACCGGCCAGAGUGAAACACAAGGCCAUCACUGCGGGUGUCGUUGGUGGGUUAUUGUUCUUCAUCGUCGCUAUAAUAUUGUCCGUGUGCGCGGUAAAGAUUUGCAACAAGAGAAAACGAAGAAAACACGAAAAAGCUUAUAACAUGGUCGCGUGUAGAAUUACGGACGCCAGAAAUGGCGGCCAAAUACCGGGGACUAGUCAAGUGCCUUUAAAAAAGAUAACAGGUGAAGAGCUAGCAAGCUGUUGAGCCGCACAAAUUCAAAAUAAUAUUGAUCUAGAUCAACCCGAAUAUCAAGUCUGAGCAGCGGAUGCAACGUCGUUCUAAACAUGGUGGCGCGGCCGUCCCGUUCGAGUUCGUUCC